Messenger RNA from Volvox carteri f. nagariensis, 1488 nucleotides. RefSeq lists its product as uncharacterized. Lineage: Eukaryota; Viridiplantae; Chlorophyta; Chlorophyceae; Chlamydomonadales; Volvocaceae. The record is from RefSeq and is a predicted model, not a curated record. Bases 1 to 1488 code for a protein of 495 amino acids. The transcript has 13 exons.
AUGUACUCAGCAAGCCACGAUGGACUUCCAAGCCAGUCACAGCACCACAGGAAGUUGACAGGCCACAUCCAAGCCGCCGCAGCCAUCAGCCCGAAACAGCGCUGUUGCGAAAGAAAGCAACAUAUUUGCUGCUGGCUGGACGCGAGCCUGACGGAAAUCAGGGCGCCCGAGUUCAGCUACAGCGAAUGCAGCACUCGUCCUGGCGGUGAUCAGCUUCAGUCGGGUAUGCCUAUGCCUUUCAGUAAGAACAAGUUUUUUCCUUUUUGCGUUGAAAUUUGUAAGCUCUACCGAGUGCGACUGUUCCUCUGCGGCAUUAUGAUGGUCGUUUUUGCCCUGGUCCUGCUCCUCGCUUCCAGCUUCGGGUUGACUUGGGCAGUGGUGGCCCUUCAUAAAGACACCAUGCUACGCGGCAAGUUGAUGGUCCGAAAACACUCCAGCGAUCCCAUUCAGCUGGGCAACAGCGAAUUCAUGGUGACGGACUCCGGCGCGCUCGUGGCCCGCAGCAGCCCUGUCUCCGCUGCGGGGGCCCCCGUGCUGGGUACCUACGGGCUGUACCUCACUCGCACCAUCAAUGCCAACAUGACAACUCGGCUGCUCAAUACCCUCACACGCGUUCAUGUGAGGCGGGAUCCGCCGGAGCAGCCGGAACUGUUAACAGGAUUCUGGAUCCGGAAAUCGGAUCCGGAUGCGGGAUGGGGGCCCAGCAGCGGCAAGCUGCACCGGGAACCAGCAGCCAGGGGUAUGGCGGACAGCUUGGGGGCCAGCAGGACUGUAUGGCUGCUUCUGGUGGCAGCAAUCAUGGUGUUGGUAGUAGUGGUAGUGGUAGUGGUAGUGGUGGGCGACAUAAGUAGCGGAGCGCCGGGUGGUGUCAAUGGCUCCAACGGGGGGCAAGUGGGGUUUCGUGUCACAGGGUUUGCCGUACUAGAGCCCCCCGGUACACCCCCCGAGCUCCACAUCAGCACUCCCACGGGUGUGUUGGUGCUGGUGGGCGACAAGCUGAGCAGCUACUCCGCCGCAGCGGGUCUUCUGGAUACGGACGAGUUGCAGGGGCAGACAACCAACACGAAUGCGGGUACAGACUUACGGAGCGGCGGUGCUGUGCUGUGGCAAGCGGCCUUCCCGUGUACGAGCGAACUAGCGAGCGAUGAGGCGCGUGCAUUGCGCACUUGGCUUUGUAAUUGUUUAAUGUUGCGGCAGCUGUACGGUCGUACUAUAGGAACACGAUUCCGCAUGCCAGUAAGUCUGUCCGCCCAGCUGGUAUGCGGCUCAUGCGGUGAAUGCCCCAACUCAACAAAUCUGCUGCUGCUGCUGCUGCUGCUGCCCGCAAACCGUGGUUCGUCGCCAACGACCCACCGCAUGAAAUGCCGCAUUCAUGAACGCUUCGUCACUUUCUUUUGGCCAGUGAUUGUGGUUCCACAUAAAAGGUAUCGCGAAAUAACUCCCUGCUCCCCCCCUCCCGCACCCCGGCGGGCUUGCCGUACAUGCUAG